This is a messenger RNA of Paramecium pentaurelia, 810 nucleotides long. NCBI's taxonomy places the organism in Eukaryota, Ciliophora, Oligohymenophorea, Peniculida, Parameciidae. The record is from the annotation of a GenBank genome assembly.
AUGGUUAAAUCAUUAGUCUUGCUCUCUUUGUUAAUAGUUAGCUAUACAGUAGAAAUAAAAAUUAAUGGAUGCACUUGUGAUGAAGUGUUAAAGUAAGAUGAAUGCGAUAACUAUCAUCCAGGAGAACUGAAUUGUGAUUGGAAUGAAUAGAAAAAUGUUUGUGAAGCUGAUCCAAAAGUUACUUGUUCUUUGAUAGAAGGUUAAGAAAGGUGUAGAGUAGAACCUAAUUGUGGUUGGGUUUAAGGUAAAUGUGUUGAUUUCAAAUAAUGUUCUGAUUAUAAAGAGACUGUGGAUUAAAAAUGCAAUAAUAUAAACUUUAAAUGCAUUUUAGUGGAAGAUGAUAAAUGUGGAGUAGAGAAACCUUUAGAAUGUGAAUCUUUUCCUAAUGAAAAUUGCAAAUACACUUCAAAUAGUAUAUGUGUUUUAUCUGGUGAUCCUGCAAAAUGUACCACUAUGACAACAUGUGCAUCAGGUAGUUACAAUUAAGAUUAAUGCAAAAAGAAUCUUAAAUGUUUUUGGGACACAGAUAAAUGCAGAGAUAAAAAAUGUUCUGAUAUUAUAGGAAAGGAUUCUUGUAAAUUUAUCUUUUCACCUUGGUCACCACUUGCAACAUUAUGUCAUUGGACAGCUGAAGGUAAAUGCAUUGAUGGAGAAGAUGAACAUUAUACAGCUGAAACCUGUUUUUCUGAAAGUGCUUAUUCAAAGGUUUGGAAAGAUGGUAAAUGCCAAUCUUGUACAGAUUCUCCAGUUGAUAGUAAAGCCUUAUCAAUUAUCAUCAUGAUUCUAUUUGCAAUAAUAAUGGUGUGAUAU